AAACGGUGAUCGAACCGAGUGAACCGUUCGAUCCAAAACGAGCGCACCUCCGCGCAAUUCGGAUUCCACUGGGGAGAAUAAUCCGCCCGAGCCCCGUCCGCCAUCGCCUGCUUUCGGAUCCUCCGCAUCGCCGCCGCCGCCGCCUCCUGCGCCUGAACUUGCUCAUAGAUGAUAAAAACCCUCGCAGUAUCCUUCGCCGGUUUCCUUCCCGGUGGCAAGUUCAUUGUUAUUACCACCACCCACGACGUCGUGCUAAUGAUUGUCAGCUUGGAGAAAAUUAAUUAUUCUCGUCUUGAUGCAAAUCUUUGCGGAUACAUAAUGAAUCUGCAUAUGAAAAUUUACUAUAGGCUAUCUGCCUUUUAACUGCAGCUCCAUUAACCAUAAUUCUGCUUUGUCUUCACUAGCUUUAUAGUCUGUACAUUCAUAUGGAUGAAUCACGGCAUAGUUUCAAAGAGAUCUUUAGAUGAAUGACAGAUUCCACAAACAAUGUUGUAUAAUUGGAGUUAUAUGAUCUUUCCCCUUUUUACCUUUAUUGACCUACUGUAUUGAUAUGCAGUUAUGCACCAUAAUAAAUGGGCUUUCUUCUCCCAUGAAUGAUUUGUUUCGAUGGAUUAGUUUUUUAAUUCCAGUGUCUCUCUAAACUUAGAACUUUUUUUAUCCUCACAUAGCUUUCUUAACCUUUAUAAGCACUAUGCCAACCGGUGACACAUCUUGCUCUUGCAGAAACCACCACCAGCCCCAUGUGCAUCGCUGCCACUGAUGCCAUCGCUUUCUUCCUCUCCCACAUUGAACAGUGCCUUGCCACCAAGAAUCUUAAGCUUGGUCAUUGCCUGCAUGCUUGCCUCACCAAGACUGCGCUCACCCAACACACCCUCAUUGCCAACCGCCUCAUUGACAUCUACUCCAGGUGUGGCUCCCUACCUUGCGCUAAAUCAACCUUCAAUGACCUUCGAUUCAAGAAUGACCAAUCUCAUAACACCAUGCUUGCUGCCUAUUGUCGCGCUGGCAGUCUUGACGUAGCAUACAGAUUUUUUGAUCAAAUCUCUGGCCGAAACCUUGUUAGUUAUAACACCAUGAUCUCAAGUCUCACACACCAUGGCCAUCAUGAGGAAGCACUUGAUCUCUUUUCCCAAAUGCGAAAGGACAUCAUCAUCAUGGAUAAAUUCACAGUAGUUGGUAUUUCAGUUGCUUGCGCUAGCUUGUUGGCCUUGAGAUGUCUUCGUCAGUUACAUGCGUCGGUCAUUGUUUCUGGACUUGAGCUGAAUCUAAUAAUGUCCAAUGUCAUGAUUGAUGCUUACGGGAAGUGUGGUGAUGUCGAUGCUUCCCGUUGCUUAUUUAAUAGGAUGAAAAGGAGAGAUGUUGUUUCUUGGACCUCAAUGGUCGGAGCAUAUGCAUCAGCUUGUAGACUUGAAGAAGCUCGAGCGGUGUUUGCUAGCAUGCCCGAGCGUAAUGUUGUGUCGUGGACAGCAUUGAUUUCUGGGUAUGAGCAGAAUGGGGAGGAGGAAGCGGCGCUGGAGCUCUUCACACAGAUGAUGGCUGAAGGAGUCAUUCCAACUCCAUUCACAUUAGUGUCCAUUUUAAGUGCUUGUGCAAGUUUAGGACUAAUUGAAAGAGGGAAACAAGUGCACGGGUUUACUUUUAGGAGGUUCAUUGGUUCGGAUUCUUUCAAUGUCUUCAUUUUUAAUGCCUUGAUUGACAUGUAUGCAAAAUGUGGCAAUAUGGUCUCCGCUUCUACAGUGUUCGAUAAAAUGCCUGAACGGGAUCUUGUGUCUUGGAAUUCAGUUGUUUCUGGGUUUGCACAGAAUGGACAUGGAAAGCAAUCACUUGAUGUCUUUGAAAGGAUGGUGAAAGCAGGUGUCAAACCAAAUCAUGUCACAUUCUUAGGGGUGCUUUCUGCCUGCAGCCAUGCAGGUCUAGCCUCUGAGGGAUGCAGGAUGCUUAGUUUGAUGGAGAAAGAACAUGGAAUAUGCCCUAGGGCUGAGCAUUAUGGUGCAUUAAUUGAUAACCUUGGGCGGAAAUGUCAGCUUAAAGAAGCUAUGCAGUUUAUAGAGUGUUUGGCUUCUGGAGGAGAUUUGGCUAGCGUAGGGAUAUGGGGAGCACUCCUUGGUGCAUGCCGGGUGCAUGGGAACUUAGACAUUGCUAAUAUAGCUGCUGAGUCCCUAUUUAAAUUAGAUCCUAAAAAUGGGGCGAGAUAUACUAUGUUGUCCAACAUUUAUGCUGCAGCUGGCUUGUGGGAUGAUGUUCGACGCGUCAGGUUGCUUAUGAAGGAAAAAAGAUUGCAGAAGGACCCAGGUUACAGUUGGUUGGAGGUGAGGAGUGCAAAACAUAUGUUUGUAGCAUACGACAAGUCACAUUAUCAAGCAGAGGAGAUCUAUAGCUUGCUUGCUACUCUGGUGGAUCACAUGAUUGAUGCAAGAGAUAGUGUAGAAUACAAGCAGUGUCAGCUUUGGGAUACUUAGACCACCGAACAGGAAGUGAAGCAGGUGAAAGAAGAGAGUGACAAGAGUUGCCACCCUUGCAUCAUCAAGUUCCAAGAGUGCAGCCUCCAACCACGACCACCACCGAGUCCUAAUGGCAUGGCAGUGCCACCCAUUGCUCAACCAUUCUAGUUUCCUCACAAGGUCUCAGAUGACACGCCAAAAAUAGCCUGAACCGGAUCAAAGUGAAGGUCUCACAACCCCCCUUUAAUUGGUGCAAACAUCAUGCUCUCCUGCAAGAACCCAACCUCAUCUUCCCUCAGAAAUCAUCGAGCAACCACGUCCUCUCCAUGCUGCAAGACUUGGUCACCUCCCACCAUGAGAGGGUUGUUGUUUGCGAGGGGAGGAUCACUUUGGGAUGGCAACAUCCCAUCAUUACGACGUCACCGGAGGAGGAAGAAGAGCUCUCCCGAGUCUUCUGUGGCCUGAGAUUUUGGUGCGAACGUGCAAUGGUGUACCAACCAACCACUAAAAGGGUGGUGGACUCGAGCUUUUUAUCUUUGAUGCCAUCCCUUCUUCCGUGGUGGUGAUAAAAGAAGCAGCACAUUUCCUAAUGAGGAGAGCACGGCGUAGAGGAGCACAAAGUAUGUAGCCCUGGUAAUCAUUGCCUGGUUUUGGGACACGAAGCAGAAGCAACAAAGAGGUACACACUAUUCUGUAGGGUGUAUUAUAUAUCUGAAUGGACAAAGAUGGUGGUUUCUUUUUCAAGUGAUGCUCUCAACAUUGGUCACCAUCUCAGCAAUGCUGUUCAUGGUGAAAAGAGUGGAAAGUGACGAGGAAAGUAGUGACGUGCUUGUUGGGGUGGCAUGACAUGGGCAUCCUCUUCUGAGUUCUAACCCCAUUUUUCUCUUCUUGGUUGACUCUAGGGCUUAUCUGCAUUUGGUCAUACCAGCAUAUGUUGAUGUUAGUAGUUACCGAGUGAGAUUUAUUUGGAGUUUAUAACUUGCUUCUCUCUCUAUGUCAUUGGAUUGAAAGAGAGAGAGAGAAAAAAGACCUAAUCUCUCGAAAUUGCAUUGGAUUGAAAAUAUUAUAUUUGUCGGUCGGUUAUCGGAUGCCGAAACGGGUUCGGUCUGUUCCAGUGUAGUGUGUCGGUAUGUCAUGUAUCAUGAGAUUAAGGAAGGAGAAAGGAGGAGGAAAUUAAGGAUGGAA
This is a messenger RNA of Musa acuminata AAA Group (dessert banana), 3626 nucleotides long. RefSeq names its product pentatricopeptide repeat-containing protein At2g13600-like. Gene Ontology annotation, cellular component: intracellular membrane-bounded organelle. The coding region runs from base 741 to 2459 and encodes 572 amino acids. Gene Ontology annotation, biological process: RNA modification. Gene Ontology annotation, molecular function: RNA binding; protein binding. NCBI's taxonomy places the organism in Eukaryota, Viridiplantae, Streptophyta, Magnoliopsida, Zingiberales, Musaceae. The transcript is spliced from 3 exons. The record is from RefSeq and is a predicted model, not a curated record.